This is a messenger RNA of Rosa chinensis, 2626 nucleotides long. RefSeq lists its product as uncharacterized. Lineage: Eukaryota; Viridiplantae; Streptophyta; Magnoliopsida; Rosales; Rosaceae. The coding region runs from base 365 to 2317 and encodes 650 amino acids. The transcript is spliced from 2 exons. The record is from RefSeq and is a predicted model, not a curated record.
AAAGACCCCCCCUCCCAAUUCGUCAAAGAAAGACUCGACUUUGUAAAGAUUGAAGAAAAAACCCUGCCAGAGCAGAAUCACUGUUUCACACAUCACCAUCAUCAUCAUCUUCUUCUUCCCCAUUUAUGGUCAAUAUUCCACAACAUUUCAGCAUCAACUGAACUAUUCAGUUUCCCAAUUGGGUCCACCCCCCAUCUCUCUGUUCUGAUUUCUUGCCAAUUCAGCUCAACACCAAAAACCCAAUAAACCCAAUUCACUAAACCUCCCAAAGAUUCAAACUUUCAUAUUCUCCCUCACUAAAGAUUCAAACUUUCAUACUCUCCCUCAGUAAAGAUUCAACCUUUAACACUUUCUGCAUCAACCCAUGUCGUUAGUUCCAUAUUCCGACCCGAAUUCGGAGCCGGACUCAUCCAACCCUGCAUGGCAGGACAUGUUCCGAUCAGCUUCAAACCGGAAAUCUACACCGGACCCUCACGUGCCUCACGCGCCGCCGUCGCCGGCUCCGGACCCGCCGAAACCGGCCGGCCCAGAUCACAAAACUGGCCCGACCGGCGAUCCCCAGGUACGGCUAGCCCUGUACAUAACCAUGGCGCAUGCUGGUCUGGCCUUCACCAUUUUUAUAUUCUAUGCUGUGGGUAAGCUUUUAGAGGAGUACUUGAGGCCUAUUCAGUGGGCUGUGUUGUGUUCAAUUCCUUUGAGAGGUAUUCAGCAAGCCCUUGUGGGGUUUUGGUCUGAGCCAUUGAGGCUUGGGCUGACUGAGACUGUUUUGGCUGUUCCUGUUGCGAUUUUCCGGGUUUUUGUGGGUACCCUUGUGGAGGUUAGGGAGAUUUGUUUGAGGGUGUUCCUCCGGAAGCCGAAAUCGGAGCACCGGAGGAGGCACCAGAGUGAGUUUUCUAAGCUGUUGAGGUGGUUGGUGUCGUUUUGGAUACUUAUACUUGCUUAUGAGAGGAUUGGUGGUGUUGGGUCUUUGGGGAUUGUUGGAUUAGGCUUUGUUUUUAAUGCUAAGGGUGUGGAUUCGACAAUGCGGACUGUGUCCUCUUUGAGGUGUAGUAGCUUUCGGCGCAGCCCCAUUAGUGCUUAUUUCACUAGGAGGGUGUUGAUUAGAUUGAAGACCAUUGUGGCAAUUGGGUUGAUUUUUGCUAUGAUUGUGGGGUUUUUGGUUGGUGUCACGUUUUUUUCAUAUAAGAUUGGAGUUGAGAGUAAGGACGCGGUGAUUUCGUUGAAGUUGCAUGUGGAAGAGAGUAAUUAUACUGAGAGGAUGGGUAUUAAGCAGUGGAUGGAUGAGAAUGAUGUUCCUGGAAUGAUGGAUAGGUACAGUUCCAAGUUGUAUGAGACAGUGUCUGAGCAGCUAGAUAGUUUGGCAAUGCAGUAUAAUAUGACAGAAUUUGCAACCGGGAUUAAGCAUUUUGCACUAAAACAGUCUGUUAAUUCUUCCGAGCCUUCAAAUGCUUUAGCUACUCCAUCACCAUACACAGAAAAGCUUGUGAGUUUGAGGAAUCGGAUCAGUAAAAGGGAAUGGGGAAAUAUUUACACAGAGGUUCAUGCAAUUGUCAAUGAAUUAGUAAUCACCAGGGAGGAUUUGGUUGAGAAGGCAAAAGGGUUUGCCAUGCGAGGAAUGGAUGUGUCACAGCGCGUGCUUGCCAGUAGUAGAUCAGUUGUUGGAGGCAGUGCAAAAAUUAUGUUUUCCAUUGGGAGUUCUAUUGUGUCCGGAGCAGCUGAGGUCUUCAAUUUCGUGUCUCAGUUGAUGGUAUUCUUCUGGGUAUUGUAUUAUCUGAUCACAUCCGAGUCUGGGGGAGUGACUGAACAAGCAAUGAGUAUGCUUCCAAUUUCAAAGUCUGCAAGGGUUAGAUGCGUUGAAGUUCUUGAUAAUGCCAUAUCUGGUGUUCUUUUGGCAACAGCAGAGAUUGCCAUUUUUCAAGGAUGUCUUACAUGGCUUUUAUUCAGACUAUUUAAGAUACACUUCUUGUACAUGUCCACUGUUCUUGCCAUCUUCAGCUCUGUGCUGCCAAUAUUCCCAUCUUGGUUUGCAACUAUUCCAGCAGCUCUUCAACUGCUGUUGGAAGGUAGAUACAUAGUAGCCAUCAUCUUGUCCAGUAGUCAUCUUGUGCUUAUGGAUUAUGGUUCAUCUGAAAUUCAGGAGGAUAUACCGGGUCAUAGUGAAUAUCUCACAGGACUUAGCAUCAUUGGUGGAAUGACAUUGUUUCCAUCUGCAUUGGAGGGUGCAAUUAUGGGCCCUCUCAUAACCACGGUUGUGAUUGCUCUCAAGGAUUUAUACGUGGAAUUUGUUCUGGAUGAACCCAAGGAUAAAGUUGUGUAGAAAGCCUGUUAUUCCCCAGCAGUUUUCAUUUAUUUAUUUGCACCUGCAGCUUAAUCUGAACUGCAAGUGCAUUAUUCUUUACCAGUUGGUUUUGAGUGCCUCUUUCUACUCCUAAGGUAUGCUAAUUCCUUGUAUCUUAAUUAAUAUCAUUUGAAUCACUAGUGAUUUAUUUUUCCAAUUUUUUCUGUAUAUCUAGAAGAGUGUAAGAUCUGUUUGGUGGCUCUGUGUAUCCUAUCAACACUUGAUGUGCAAUGAGAAAUUUGUAGAUUAUUCUUGUCGUGUUAGUAACAUGUGAUACAAAUUUAUUUA